Molecule: messenger RNA, 2287 nt
Organism: Chinchilla lanigera (long-tailed chinchilla)
Lineage: Eukaryota; Metazoa; Chordata; Mammalia; Rodentia; Chinchillidae
Gene: Wdr45b
Product: WD repeat domain 45B
Exons: 10
Coding region: 6-1184 (392 amino acids)
Biological process (GO): protein localization to phagophore assembly site; nucleophagy; protein lipidation
Cellular component (GO): phagophore assembly site membrane; extrinsic component of membrane; cytosol
Molecular function (GO): phosphatidylinositol-3,5-bisphosphate binding; protein binding; phosphatidylinositol-3-phosphate binding
Source: RefSeq, a predicted model, not a curated record
CGCGCAUGCGCACACGUCCGCACGCACGACGCAAGCCCCUACGCUCCUCGCUUCCGGCUGCGGCGGCCUCUGCGCCGCCCGACUGGAGAAUCCCCCGGCCCCGUGAAGCGGCAUGCAUCUCUGAGAAGCGGCGGACACCGGGAGGCGCCAUGAACCUCCUGCCGUGUAACCCGCACGGCAACGGGCUACUGUACGCCGGCUUCAACCAGGACCACGGAUGCUUUGCAUGUGGGAUGGAAAACGGAUUUCGAGUCUAUAACACUGAUCCACUCAAAGAAAAAGAGAAACAAGAAUUUUUAGAAGGAGGAGUUGGCCAUGUGGAAAUGUUAUUUCGCUGCAACUAUUUGGCUUUAGUUGGUGGUGGAAAAAAGCCAAAAUACCCUCCCAACAAAGUGAUGAUCUGGGACGACCUCAAAAAGAAGACUGUCAUAGAGAUCGAGUUUUCCACGGAGGUCAAAGCAGUGAAGCUGCGGCGAGAUAGAAUUGUAGUUGUCUUGGACUCCAUGAUCAAAGUGUUCACAUUCACACACAACCCUCACCAGCUGCACGUCUUCGAGACCUGCUAUAACCCUAAAGGCCUCUGUGUCCUGUGUCCCAAUAGUAACAACUCCCUCCUGGCCUUCCCGGGCACCCACACAGGCCACGUGCAGCUCGUGGACCUGGCUAGUACUGAGAAGCCCCCCGUGGACAUUCCUGCUCACGAGGGUGUCCUGAGCUGCAUCACUCUCAACCUACAGGGAACAAGAAUUGCCACUGCCUCCGAAAAAGGGACCCUUAUAAGAAUAUUUGAUACUUCAUCAGGGCAUUUAAUCCAGGAACUACGAAGAGGAUCUCAAGCAGCCAAUAUCUACUGCAUCAACUUCAACCAGGAUGCCUCCCUCAUCUGUGUGUCCAGUGACCAUGGCACAGUGCACAUUUUUGCAGCUGAGGACCCAAAAAGGAAUAAGCAGUCUAGUUUGGCGUCAGCCAGCUUCCUUCCAAAAUACUUCAGUUCCAAAUGGAGUUUCUCCAAGUUCCAGGUCCCCUCUGGCUCUCCCUGCAUUUGUGCCUUUGGGACGGAGCCAAACGCAGUCAUUGCCAUCUGUGCCGACGGCAGCUACUACAAGUUCCUGUUCAACCCCAAGGGCGAGUGCAUCCGGGACGUGUACGCACAGUUCCUAGAGAUGACCGAUGACAAGCUGUGACGCUCUCAUCCAAGUGCCAGCCACCCAGCACCCUGCAGAUGCCCGGGGCUGGUGCCAGUGCCCUGGGCCUUGGGGAGUGGGGGCUGGAGGGACUGCUCAGGACUUGGGUCUCAAGCCAUCUGAGCUGUCCGCCUUCCUGAGAAAGGCUCCCAUUUCCUGCAUUAAAGAAUAAUCACCAAGGCACCGCAGACACUCAGUGGCCCACCCAGCGCCGCCACCUUUUAGUUCAACUGUGACGUUAGCAUUAGUGGCUCCACCAACCGCAUCCUCACUCCAGCAGAGGCUCCUCGUGAACCUGGGGACCGUGCCAGGAAGCCAGAGGCAGUGGAGCUAUCUCUGCGCUGACUCCAUCCCCACCCAGCCCUGGCCCUGAGCUGCAUGGGAACGCACAGCCCAGGCCAGGUCCCAGCUGUGAGAGCCAGCCACCUGCACCAGCGACGCUUGUCCCAGCCCCGGGGCAGCGGUGGGAGGGAGCAGAGAGCAGCCCCAGUAAGCAGAGCGCCGCCGCCGCUGCCGACCUCGGGUUCCAGGAGUAGGUGUGGCUGGCUUUCCCACUUAAAUCUGGGUUCAGGCAGUUUACCUGUGACAUGUUGGGAACAAAGCAGUGCAUAGACUGAAAAUUAGUUAGCACAGACACUGUCCCUUGAUUCGAAGGACUCCUCCCCAGAGCAGGCCACAUGUCCUGGGGCCUCUGUGUGGGGCCACCCUCAGCUGCUGCGUCCACCCCUUGCCGCCUCCCCAGCAUUUUGAGUAGCUACACACUAACAUUUUGGGAAUGAAAGGCACAUACCAUUUUUAAAGAUUUGGUAACUCAGGCUGUGGGUUCCACAUUGUCCGUGCUCCUUGAGGUAUAUAUUUAAUUUUCUUCAGUUCCCUUCCCCAAAGAAGCUUCAUUGUUUUGAUUUCAGGCUGCAUAUAUUUACAAUCUGCAUCACAGCAGGUCCUCAGUCUGCUAUUUCCUUUCUGUCGUGUAACCGACUAACUUCCUGCGUGGGUUUUGAUGUCAAGGAUGCAUGUUGCCUUUACGUGUAUUUAAUCAUGAAAUUUAAUUUUGCACUUAUUUGUACGGUUUCUUUUAAAUAAAAGUGACUAAUUUUGUUGUA